AUGUUGGUCUUCUUACUUCUUCUCAUGGUCUCAUUGACCGCAUCUCAACGUCCGAGUAUAAUUUUGGCUUCUCAAGUUCAAAAUCCUCCAGCAGCUUUAUUUCAGGCUAGAGCGACAUCUCAAGAUGAGCUAGAUCCUUGCCAAUAUAUGCUUCAAAACUUAACCAAUGUUGAUGUUGAUAAUCUUCAAGCACACGAAUUCGCUUCACUCGAACAAUGCCUGUACUAUUAUUUAGCUGGAGAGACAGCAAAGCGAAUGAAAAGGCUAGGAAUCCCACACCCAAUUGCUUCCGUCCCACCAAAUUAUUUAAGCCGUCACCCCGUCAAGAUUAAGUUCAACCAAAUCACUUUGCAACAUUUCGAACUCAAUGAAUAUCUUAAAGAUAUUGCUAUUCAUGGAUAUUUCGAGGUUAGCUGGAUGGAUGAUCGCCUUGUCUGGAGUACUGAUCAAUGGAAAAUGGAAAAAUUACAAAUCCAGAGCUUGAAUCAUGUUUGGUUCCCAAUCUUCACAGCCCAAAAUCAUGAAACUCAUUUGAAAAACGGAGAUGCUUUUGAGGUUAGACGAGUAGAAACAUCUCAUGAAGGAAACGUGUCAGCUAUUGUUGCUUUCUCUCUAAGAACGUUUUGCGAUGAUUCUGACUUUGAAAACUAUCCAGAUGAUGUCUACAAGUGUUGCUUCACUUUAGAGCCAAGAACUAAUCCCGAUAUCAUGGAGUUUGACGAGUCUGGACUACCAAUCUUCACAGAUCCAAAAUAUUUCCGAAACUAUGGAUGGAAACUUUCGGGAACGGUUCCUCAAGCUUUGGAUGAUCCAGAACAAGUUGCUCAAAUGGGUUUCUGCAUUAACUUGCAAAGAGCCACUUCAACCAUCCGUAUUGAGUUGACCGUUCCAUUGAUGGUAUGCUCUCUUCUUUUCCUUUUGACUCCAUUCCUGGGACAAAUCAAACUACAGGUCGUAGCAAAGUUCUUCGUCAUGGCUUUGCAAUUCAUAACAUUCCUUUUGUACAGCAACCGCAUUGAUACUCACCUGGGAACUGCUUCAGCUACACCUCGUCUAUUGAGAUUCCUAGAAUUCUCUGUACUCCUGAAUGGUGUAUCCAUUGCUGUUUCCGUUGUUCUUUGGUCACUAUGCAAAAUUAGAAGAACUCUUCCUCCCUGGGGACAAUUAACACAAUUGUCUUCUUUGGUAAAUCGCUUCUUGUGCGUCUUCCAAACACACUCUGAUGAUGAGGAGAUGGAAAAAGCUACCGGAAAUACUUAUCAAAACGAUUGGAUUGCUGCAUUCACAGCCAUUCAUGCUCUUCUCAUGUCACUUAUCAUCAUAGUUUUCAUAUUCGCCUGGCUGAUCAUCCUCUAA
Molecule: messenger RNA, 1356 nt
Organism: Auanema sp. JU1783
Lineage: Eukaryota; Metazoa; Nematoda; Chromadorea; Rhabditida; Rhabditidae
Source: the annotation of a GenBank genome assembly